Molecule: messenger RNA, 2488 nt
Organism: Nannospalax galili (Upper Galilee mountains blind mole rat)
Lineage: Eukaryota; Metazoa; Chordata; Mammalia; Rodentia; Spalacidae
Gene: Zbtb45
Product: zinc finger and BTB domain containing 45
Exons: 3
Coding region: 486-2030 (514 amino acids)
Biological process (GO): negative regulation of transcription by RNA polymerase II; regulation of cytokine production; regulation of immune system process
Molecular function (GO): protein binding
Source: RefSeq, a predicted model, not a curated record
UUAAAGAGCAGUGAGAGUUCCUGAGGGUCUGGGUGGGGUUAAGUGGGAGCACUGGGUCAGGAUGCUUCCCCGGGAAGUUGGGCCGGGGUCCUUCAGGGAGACUGCAGGUGACCCCUGCAAAGCGCCCUCAUUUGGGGUGUCGGCACGGCGGGCUUUCUGAUGUGGAGGUCACCCGUCCUGGUCCACGCUAGAGCGCCCUCUCUAGCCCGGCUGCUGAUUGAUUGACAUCUCACCCCCACCCCCUCGCGCUGUCACCCUGGUGACGCCGGAAGCAUGCUCUGGUCCAGAGAUUCCAGGCACCUACCAGAACCGGAAGUGCCCGCGGCGGCUAUUACCCCUCCCGCCAGGAAAACCGGAAACGUGUUCCCAACUACCGUUCCGCCCGCGCCCUGGCCUUCGGUUCCGUUUGCUUCGCGGCCCGGAAGUGCGGCCUUCAAGUUGGCAAGAGGCAGCUACUGCAGGGCCUGGUGCCUGAGGAGUCGGAGAUGGCAGCAACAGAGGCGGUGCACCACAUUCACCUGCAGAACUUCUCACGCUCCCUGCUGGAAACCCUUAAUGGGCAGAGGCUGGGUGGGCACUUUUGCGACGUGACUGUACGCAUCCGUGAGGCUUCCCUACGUGCGCACCGCUGUGUGCUGGCCGCUGGCUCACCGUUCUUCCAAGACAAAUUGCUGCUCGGCCACUCUGAGAUUCGUGUGCCGCCGGUGGUGCCUGCUCAGACCGUGCGCCAGCUGGUUGAGUUUCUCUACAGCGGCUCGCUGGUGGUGGCGCAGGGCGAAGCGCUGCAGGUGCUGACUGCGGCGUCGGUGCUUCGCAUCCAGACGGUCAUCGACGAGUGUACACAGAUCAUCGCGCGUGCCCGCGUCCCCGGCGCCCCUGCACCCACGCCCCUCCCAGCACCCGUACCCCCUCCGCUCGCACCCGCACAGCUGCGCCAUCGCCUGCGCCACUUGCUGGCUGCGCGCCCCCCGGGUCACCCUGGCGCCGCUCACAGCCGCAAGCAGCGCCAGCCCGCGCGUCUACAGCUGCCUGCGCCCCCCGCACCCAUCAAGGCCGAGGGGCCCGAGGUCGAGCCCACGCUGCCUGCUGCCCCUGAAGAUAGAGGUGAUGAAGAUGAUGACGACGAGACGGAUGAAGAGACGGACGGCGAGGAAGGUGACGGUAGCGGCCCAGGUGAGGGCCAGGCACCUCCUUCCUUCCCAGAUUGUGCAGCGGGCUUCUUCGCCACAGCUGACAGCGCGCGUGAGGACCCCCCUGCAUCCACCGGCCUCACUGACUAUGGUGGUACGGGGAGAGAUUUCCUUCGGGUGACUGCAGUGACCGAGGACGUGUUCCCAGAUAGCUUCGUGUCCGCUUGGCAUGAAGAAGACAGCGGCGCCCCAGAAGGUUGUCCGGUAGAGACCUCUGCUCCGCCCGACUGCACCCUGGCCGGGCCUCGCCCACCUGGCGUGAAAACCCCUGGGCCACCUGUGGCUCUCUUCCCCUUUCACCUGGGCGCCCCCGGGCCGCCGGCGCCCACACCUCCAGCUCCAUCCGGGCCAGCUCCCGCGCCCCCGCCCGCCUUCUACCCAACUCUCCAACCAGAUGCGGUCCCCAGCGCACAGCUGGGAGAAACCCCAGCCGUGUCUGCCGCUCCUGCUCCAGCCCUAUCCGGCACUCAGGUGCGCGCUCCGGGUGCCCCAGGCUCUGAGCAACCCGCCUAUGAGUGUAGCCACUGCCGCAAGACGUUCAGCUCGAGGAAAAACUACACCAAGCACAUGUUCAUCCACUCGGGGGAGAAGCCACAUCAGUGUGCAGUGUGCUGGCGAUCCUUCUCGCUGCGGGACUACCUGCUGAAGCAUAUGGUCACGCACACGGGUGUGCGCGCCUUCCAAUGCGCAGUGUGCGCCAAGCGCUUCACGCAGAAGAGUUCGCUCAAUGUGCACAUGCGCACGCACCGGCCUGAGCGCGCGCCCUGCCCCGCCUGCGGCAAGGUUUUCUCGCACCGCGCGCUGUUGGAGCGCCACCUGGCCGCUCACCCGGCAACCUGAUUCAAAUACCGCUGCGGCACCGUGGGAUCUACCACCCGGUGCAACUGGUCUCGCCUGCAGCUGCGGUCAGACGCUUCGACCUGGUCCGCUCCACCAGAAGGCUCUGGCUCCGACCCUCCCCUUCACUUCUUUUUCCCUGUGGACUUGGGACCCAGACCCCUUUUUCUCUCCUACUCAUACGUAGACCCUCUGGGUGGGGCGGGACCAGUAAUGGAUGUUCGGGGACCCUGGUACCUCUGAGAAAUAGAACAUUCGCACAUUGAACUGGAUGUCCAGGUCCUUGGGGCCUGGCACAGGAUUUGUGCCUCACCCCCUGCCGGCGUAUGGUUGUCCUCUGCCCCCGUGUUGGGCUAGAAUUGUCUUCACCCAUAGUUUGGAGGCAUCUGGUGUCAAUGGAGGCUCGGGUGGACCCACCACAGGACUUUAGGAUUCUGUUCUAAUAAAGGCUAGUGGACUAG